AUGGCGAACAAACCACCUGAUGAAUUCAACAAAGAUGACACAUUGCCACUCGCAAUAGUCGGUUUGGCCUUUGAAUUUCCCGGGGGAGCUGCUUCGGAAGAGCGCUUCUGGCAGAUGCUAUGUAGCGGGGAAUGCGCAAGUGCCGACUUUCCUCAAAGCCGCUUAAAUAUCGACGCGUUCUAUCACCCGGAGGAGGGCCGCCCAAGCUCGAUACCUCUCCGGGGUGGGCACUUUCUUGAUGAAGAUCUAGGUGCAUUUGAUGCUCCGUUCUUUUCUAUCACGCCCGGGGAAGCAAUGUGUAUGGACCCACAACACCGCCGGAUGCUCGAGGCUGCCUAUCACGCUUUAGAAGAUGCGGGUAUUCCAAUCGCCAAAUGCUCUGGCUCCGAUACCUCAGUAUAUACUGGAUGCUUUACGAAUGACUAUCUUAGCAUCCUGCAGCAAGAUUAUGAGGCAGAGCAGAGACACGCUGUUAUGGGGAUCGCCCCAUCUAUGUUAGCGAACCGCGUGAGUUGGUUCUUCAACUUCAAGGGGACAUCGAUGAAUCUAGACUCUGCCUGUUCUAGUAGUCUUGUCGCGCUCCAUCUAGCUUGCCAGGACUUACGGGCGGGUACAACGUCCAUGGCACUAGUCGGGGGUGCCAAUCUUGUCUAUCACCCUCAUUUCAUGAAAUUUAUGUCUGAUUUCAACUUCUUGUCACGCGAUAAUCGUUGUUGGAGUUUUGACGAACGUGCAAAUGGCUAUGCCCGCGGAGAAGGGAUUGCCGUACUCAUUAUAAAGCGUUUGUCGGAUGCGCUGCGAGAUGGGGACACAAUUCGAGCAGUGAUCCGGAAUACGGGGUCUAAUCAAGAUGGGAGAACGCCCGGCAUCACACAGCCAAACGGGGACGCACAAGUCAGCCUCAUUAAGCAAACAUAUCGGCAAGCUAACCUCGAUAUGGAACCGACCAGGUUCUUUGAAGCUCAUGGGACUGGCACACCAGUUGGCGAUCCUAUCGAGGCAAAUGCAAUCGGCACAGCAUUUCGCCAUUGUCGAAGCUCGAAGGACCCCCUCUAUAUUGGGGCCGUGAAGGCGAAUAUUGGCCAUUUAGAAGGCUGUAGUGGCCUCGCAGGAGUGAUUAAGACCAUUCUGGUUCUUGAAAACGGAGUCAUCCCUCCUAUUUCUGGCUUCAAAUCAUUGAAUGGCUGGAUUAACUCGCAUGAACUACAUCUUGAGGUGAGCUUUGAAUUUCCAACGAAAACUGUGCCGUGGCCAAAAUCAUCGAUCCGUCGAGCCUGUGUUAACUCUUUCGGAUUUGGGGGCACGAAUGCGAUUUUGAUUAUUGACGAUGCUCGUAAUUAUCUACAGCUCCAUGGCCUGCAUGGCUGUCACCGUACACGAGAAAGCAUAGCCCUGAACGGCUUUAGCUCAGAUUCCAAUUGGCAUCAAGACAACAUAAUCACGGAAAGCGAAGAAUUCCAAACACAUCAACCCAAGCUGCUUAUCUGGUCGGCCCAUGAUGAGUCGAGCGCACUUAAGUUAUCCGAUGCUUAUCGUCAAUUUCUCACCCGAAACCAAUCGGGUAUUGAUGACUUGGCAUAUCACUUGGUAGAGAAGAGAAGCAAUCUUGGCUGGAGGGUAUUUUCCGUCAUGGGUACGGGUAAAAUUGAUGCGAAAACCAUAAGAGAUGUAGAAAUCGCUGCCCCUACGAGGGCAACGGAUGGGGUACAUGUUGCAUUUGUGUUCACGGGACAAGGGGCACAGUAUUUUGGUAUGGGUCGCCAGCUGCUUACUUUCCCUGUCUUCCGACAGAGCCUCGGUGCUUCGAACGGCAUUCUCAAGAAUCUUGGUUGCCGAUGGUCUAUCUUUGAUAUGAUGGAAACCUGUCAUGACCAGAAAUAUGAGGCCCUAGUCAACUUACCUGAGUAUGCCCAACCGCUCACGACCUGCCUACAAAUUGCGCUAGUGGAUCUUUUGGAGAGCUUUGGCAUACUUCCCUCAGUGGUCUUGGGACAUUCUUCCGGGGAGAUCGCAGCAGCUUAUACAUCUGGAGCGCUUUCCCAAACUUCAGCCAUCAAAAUCGCCUAUCACCGAGGCGUCUUGUCGUCCAAGCUUGCAUCUAGGGCCUCGGGCCUGACCAUGAUGGCUGUCGGCCUCUCAAAGCAGCAAGUAAUCCCGUAUCUGAAUCGUUUAGAGAAGUACGAUGGCUCACUCCGAGUUUCCAUCGGCUGCAUCAACAGUCCUAAGAGCGUUACGUUGAGCGGUGACGCUGUUGGACUUACAAAGCUAGAGCAGUGGCUUCAGGAUGAUGCAGUCUUUUCUCGAACACUUCACGUUCCUAUUGCUUAUCAUUCGAGCUUUAUGGAUUCAAUUGUCGAUCAAUACACUUCUUCACUUGGUGAAAUUGAUAGAGGAUCCGGCCGCGUCUCGGGCAUGACGUCUGUACCCAUGAUUUCAUCAGUCACUGGUGACAUUAUCACAGCACAGUGGCUUGCCACCCCUCGCUAUUGGGUAUCAAACCUAACCUCGCCCGUUGACUUCGAAGCGGCAAUCCUCAGACUUCUAUCUCAGGCAGGCAAGGCCCCGCGCAAAAAGCUUGGGAAAGCUGCGUUUCUCAACCCAACUGCUACGCACUUCUUGGAGAUUGGACCACACAGCGCUUUACGUGGUCCAAUACGCGAGAACUUGGAGACGUUUACAGGUCUCCAGAAGCCGACAUACCUUUCUUCCCUCACACGUAACCAGAGCGCUACAAUCUCACUGCUUCAUGCAGUAGGAACCCUCUGCAGUGCUGGCUACCCGGUAGAUCUUAUGGCAACUAAUAAACUUAGAGGAUCGUCGCCGAGACCAACACCAGAAAACUUGCCCAGGUACCAAUUCAAUCAUUCGCAAUCUUAUUGGCACGAGGGCCGCCUGAGUAGGAACUUCCGAUUUCGCGAAACUGCCCGACAUGAUCUUCUUGGGACGCGCUCUCUUGACUGGAAUCCACAUGUAGCGCAGUGGCGUAACGUCAUGCGCCUAGCUGAAGUUCCAUGGAUUGAAGAUCAUACCAUUGGCGAUUCUAUCAUAUUUCCAGCCGCCGGGAUGGUCAUCAUGGCCAUUGAGGGUCUCCGUGAGCUGCUUGGGGUUUCAAGCUUGGCUUCUAUACAAGGAUUCCAGCUUAAAGACGUCUCUUUCUCCCACCCCAUUAGCUUCCCACGCGAUAAAGGCCAUGUCGAGGUCCAGUUAACCAUAUCAACGUCUUCAAACCCAUCUAAUUCAGCAGCACCGUCUCAAUUCCGCCUGUUCGUAUUAGAGAACAAUACCUACGUGGAAUGUAGCAGUGGUUAUAUUCAGGCCGUCACGACAGAUACGGGCAGGCAAAAACUUUCUUGGGUGUCUACGGCCAGCUGGAUUGAUCAAGUUUCAGGGGCUUGCCAAGGAUUAGACUGCCAAGACCCCUAUAAAAUGUCAAUGGGGACCGGAGCGGCACUCCGGUAUGGGCCAGCCUUUCAGAAUAUCGAGGAUAUGCGCAUUGGAAAGACAGGUGAGGCUGUUGCUCGAAUAAAUACAGAGUCAUGGAAACGUAAAGCUGCGAAUUCGGACACAUUCGGCCCUCACUACGUUGUUCAUCCCUGCACUCUUGAUGGGCUGGCACAGUUGAUGCUGCCAAGCCUGACUGCGAUGCACCAGAGCCUCCCACCCAUGGUUCCUAUCCACGCCGAUGGCAUUUGGAUUGAUUGCAGUAGCCCUAGCUUGCGCAAUGGUUUAAUCUCUGUGACUUCCAAAUGCCGUCUACGAGGUUACCGUGGCGCUUCAGCCGAUAUUGCAGCAACAGCUCCUGGCUCUACGACUCCUCUUAUCUAUCUAGACGGGAUGAAGACAGCCUUCAUUGGUAGCACCGAGGCUUCGGAUUCACAGGGACUCAGCCCGCGAAGAUUACAUACGAGACUUAUCUGGAAGCCCGACGUUGGCAUGAUGGAUAAUGAGAAUUUGCGCCUUUAUUGUCUGUGGCAGAGGCCUAAGCAACCCGCAAACGCUGCCCAAACAUUCCUUGCAAUAAACUCCGUCAUCAUGUAUACUAUCAAACGGGCGUUAGAAUUCCUAGACCAUCACCCGGAGUCAACGCUUCCCAAACAUCUCGGGCUGUAUGUAAGAUGGAUGGAGAAUCAGCGGCAGCGACUCCACAAUGGAGAAGCGGCAGUUUCUCCAGCAUCUGUUCAGCAACUCGAGGAUGGCACCUUUAGGGAGCAGCUAAUGAAUAAGAUUGACAAUUCAAACGCUGAAGGGCAUUUCUUCAUCGAGUUUUGUCGAAAUCAUUUAGGAAUUCUGUGCGGUGAUGUUGAUCCUCUUGAUGUUAUGUUUAGAGAUCAAUUAUCUGAACGCUAUUACUCCGAAGUCCUCGCCAAUGACAUCCACUCUUACCCCACGCUAAGGUAUAUGGAGUUGCUCAGUUUCAAGAACCCAUCCAUGAAGAUUCUAGAAGUGGGAGCAGGCACUGGUGGUCAAACAUUACGUCUGUUAGAGGCGAUGAGCACCGAUGAUGUCAGGAAGUGGGCUCAGUAUGAUUAUACCGAUAUCUCGCCCGAGUUCUUCGAUCAAGCUCGAAAGAAGUUUAGUCAAUAUCUCAACCAGAUGCAGUUCCGCGUUUGCGACAUUUCCAGAGAUCCAGCUUCACAAUCAUUCGAGCUAGGAAGUUAUGAUCUUGUAAUCGCGUCACAUGUCUUACACGCGACAGACGAUCUAGACGAAUCAUUGCGUAACAUCCAUAAGCUUCUCAAGCCAUGUGGCAAGCUUCUAUUGCUAGAGACCACCGAUCCUGAGGCAGUCCACGUUGGCUUCGCUUUCGGUCUGUUGAAGGGUUGGUGGAAUCCUCUUGGCCAUGACACGUCCCGCUCUAAGAACAGCCCUUGCUUAACAGUCGAGCAGUGGCAUCAGCGUCUUUUGAGAACAGGAUUCUCGGGCGUGGACGUGGAAUUUGCAGGUCAAGAGAAUCCAGCAUGUCAAUAUACCAGCAUCAUAAUAUCUAGUGCCGUCAGUAAUGAUGCACAGCCGAAUGGAAGCACAGAACAGUCUUUUAUACCGCAGCUCCAAGAUAUAAAUGUGUUGGUCGAUGGAAACAUAAAUUCCCAACACAGAAUGGCCAGCUUUCUCCGCGACCAAUUCCAUCCAUCCCUUUUCGUAUGUACGACACACACACUGAUCGAUUUCAGCAACACGGAACAGCCCACCGACCUUGGUCUCAAAACCUCAGUUACCAUCUCCCUCUUGGAGUUUGACGGUUAUUUCAUCGAUGGGAUAUCCAAGGCGGAUUAUGAUCAGUUACAAUCAGUUCUACUGCUGUUUCCUAACGUGAUUUGGGUAACCAGAGGAAGGCCACGGGAUCCUCGGCACUCUCUAAUAGAGGGCCUCGGCCGAGUCUUGAUGUCAGAAGAUUCCUCGCGAAAAUUUGCCAUCCUUCGCUUAAGCCAGGAGGAAUAUGGAGGUGAUUUGCGUCCAAUCUCACAUGUCAUUCGUGAGCUCGCCCAGCGUCUCAUUGACUCAUCGGUUGAAGACCUCGAAACCAACUAUGUCAUUGAGCGGGGUAUCCUUCUCAUCCCGCGUGUUGUAGAGAAUUCUUCGCUAGAUAGUACCAUUUCUCAGGCCAUCUUGCCAUAUCAAAAGCAAGAGUGUCGACCAGAUGGGAAGAUACAGCUGUCGCUUCGACAAGACUCACUAAAGCAUCUUAACACAGCUGGGUGCCAAUGGGUCGAGGAAGAAGUCACAGAAAAAAGCGACGCCGUUCAUUUCAAUGAUGACGAAGUUCUCGUUCAAGUAAGAGCAAUUGGUCUUACGUUCAGAGAUUAUCUUGUUAUCACCGGGGAAUUGGACCAGGUCGGACUGGGGACAGAGUGCUCAGGGGUCGUCCAAUCAGCCGGCGGCUCCUCAGGGGCACGUCCAGGAGACAGGAUAUGUCUUAUCGCCUGUCCGACGACGGCGUCCACAGUACGUUGUAGAAAGGGUGCCUUCUCGCCAAUACCCUCACAAAUGAGCUUCGCCGAGGCUGCUUCAAUGCCCAGUGCGCUGUGGUUAGCUUAUCACGCCCUCGUCCAUGUAGCCAGGUUACAGGAGGACGAGACCGUCUUGAUCCAUAAGGGCUCAAGCUGCGUUGGUCAAAUGUCGAUACAACUUGCUAGGAGGCUUGGUGCGCACGUGUUAGUUACAGUCAGCUCAGAAUCAAGCCGCACCCUUCUCCGCGACCAUUUCCACGUGCCCGAGACGGCGAUCCUGCAGAUAGAUAGCAAUGAUGAGUGUGGCUCAUUGAUCAAAAAGUUAUGCCGAGAAACAGAGGGGUCCGGAGUUGACGUCGUCAUGGGGCCACUUACAGAUGCAACUUGCAGCUCAGACGACUUUUUGCCUUGUCUCGCACCAUUUGGUCGGCUCGUAGAUAUCAGUCUCCAAGGCACAAAGUUGAACUCACGGUCGCACGCAGGUGUUAUACCGGAGCCAAUCAAUACACCAGCGAAUGUCUCACGAGCACGUAUAGAUAUGGUUGACCUUUUGCGGCGCAAGCCCUCCAUGUUCUACAGGACCUUUCAAGAAGCUAUAAAGAUUGCUUUCUCCGAGGACUUCCAGAACCCACAGCCUCUUCGUGUGUUUAACGCAAAUCAGAUUAAUGCUGCGUUUGAUCAUUUCAUUGCAUGUAAUACGAUCGGCAAGAGGAUCAUUGAGCUUGAUCCUGAUUUUCCCAUCCUUGCAGACGUCAAGACGAGAUCUAGAUACACCUUUUCUGCUGAUGCUACCUAUGUCAUUGCUGGCGGCUUUGGCGGUCUGGGUAGAAGUAUUGCGCGAUGGAUGACAAGUCGUGGGGCUCGACACCUCGUUCUCCUUUCCCGUUCCGGGGCUCACCGGCCAAAAGCUAAGGCUCUUGUCCAGGAACUGGAAGAAAAAGAUGUUUAUGUUUCAACGCCUGAAGCCGAUAUCAGCGAUAUCAACAGCCUUAAACGCGUACUUGAAAAUUUGAGAAUAACCAUGCCCCCUAUCAGGGGUUGCGUCCAAGCCACGGUGGUUUUGAGGGAUAACUUAUUUCAAAAUAUGACCUAUGACGAUUGGGUUGCUAGUAUGCGCCCUAAAGUAGCUGGUUCCUGGAAUCUCCAUGAACUUCUCCCUUCAGAUCUUGACUUCUUCAUUAUGCUGUCCUCCAUCAACGGCAUUUUUGGCGGCCGCGCACAAGCCAACUACGCGUCUGGAAACACGUACCAGGAUGCGCUAGCUCACUAUCGAAUAUCGCACGGACAAAAAGCGGUAUCUAUUGACCUUGGCAUGAUGGUAUCGGAGGGUGUGGUAUCCGAAAAUAAAGACCUUCUCUCAUCGAUGCGACGUAUUGGCCAUCUUAUGGACAUUGAGCAGCAAGACUUCCUUGCGCUGCUAGAUCAUUAUUGUGACCCUAACCUACCUCUAAGCGACACUUAUGCCCAAGUUCUCGUUGGUAUUGAGAUGCCUUCGGCCAUUUUAGAGAAGGGUAUUGAUCUCCAUCACUCAAUUCGCCGCCCCUUGUUCCGUCAUCUAUAUCGCCUAGGAUUGAAGGAAAACGGGCAGGCUACCACUGGCACCAGCCACAACCUAGUUACAGCGGAUAAAGGGGCACAGUUGCAAGGGGCAGUGUCAGAACAAGAAGCCAUCCACCUCGUCACGGAAUGGCUCUCAGCCAAGGUAGCCAGCAUCCUAGGCCUUCCCGAGACAGAAAUUAAUCCCAGCAAGCCAAUCCAUACCUAUGGGAUUGACUCUCUAGUAGCGAUUGAUCUGAAAAAUUGGUUCUCGAGGGAGAUCGGAGCUGAUGUGGGUGUUUUCAUGCUGAUGGAGAACAUGCCACUCGAUCAGCUUAGUGCAGAGGCAACCAAGAAGAGCCGGUAUCGACAAAGCAGUUGCUAGUAAAUAGAAUUCAAACGUGGUAAGGCGUUCA
Annulohypoxylon truncatum is the source of this 7900-nucleotide messenger RNA. Its product is annotated as lovastatin nonaketide synthase. Gene Ontology annotation, molecular function: 3-oxoacyl-[acyl-carrier-protein] synthase activity; phosphopantetheine binding; fatty acid synthase activity. The record is from RefSeq and is a predicted model, not a curated record. The coding region runs from base 1 to 7869 and encodes 2622 amino acids. NCBI's taxonomy places the organism in Eukaryota, Fungi, Ascomycota, Sordariomycetes, Xylariales, Hypoxylaceae. Gene Ontology annotation, biological process: secondary metabolite biosynthetic process; fatty acid biosynthetic process. The transcript has 8 exons.